GAUGAUUACAGUGUGUGUGUGUGUGUGUGUGUGUGUCUGCAGCAGCAGCGCUACAGUGCAUCUGACCCUUCACCCACUUACAGCGCUGUGAGUUCUCACGCUUCUCAGCGCUAUAUAAGGCUGAAAUAACCGAGCCUACCUUACCCACGGCUUCACGACUAGCAGCAGCUAAUCAAAAAUCAGGAUGUUAUCCUAUCUUACUCGCUGGAUGUCCAGAGGUGCUUUCCAGGCACUGAAGGGGGCAAGCAGUCGGCCUCAACUGGUCAAGACACCUCAUAUUGGGAAUCAGACUCUGGCAGCGGCUCCUCUGCCCUUCACUGGGGGGAGUCCAGGAGUAAGGCAGGCCCGGGCACUGGACCAGGAGAGACUUCUGCAGAUUGAUUGGGAUGAUGGGAGUUGUAGUUUGUAUCCAUUCACCUGGUUAAGAGAUAACUGCCAGUGUCCUCACUGCACGCUGCAGUCCGCACAAGCACGCAGCCUGCUGUUCUCAAAUCUGGACGUGCACACCGGAAUGGACCAAGUACAGCUGAUGGAAAAUAAGGUGUCCAUUACUUGGCCUGAUCAGCACAGUAGUGAGUUUGAUCCUGACUGGCUGAAGAAACGGUGUUUUUCCUCCGAGGCAAGACAGGCUCUGCAAGAGGAGCUCUUCCUUAAUGAGCGUGAAUAUUGGGAUUCAAGUCUGCAGAUCCCUACGGCUGACUUUGAGGAAGUUCUACAUGAUGACAAGGCUGCCCUGGCCUGGCUAGAGGCUCUGAGACGCAUUGGCAUUGUCUACCUGAGGGGGGCGCCGGCAGAGCAGGGCCAGGUGGCCAGACUGAGUCAGAGGAUUGGCUAUCUACGCCUCACCUUUUACGGACACACGUGGCAAGUGCAGGACAAGCCCAUGGCUAACAAUGUUGCCUACACUUCUGGAGAACUGAGCCUGCACACAGAUUACCCUGCUCUGCACCAUCCACCUGGAGUGCAGUUCCUGCAUUGUGUCCGUCAGGCUGAUCAGGGCGGAGAGAGUGAAGUGGUUGAUGGGUUUCACAUGGCGGAGCAGCUCCGCAGGGAGGAUCCCGAGGCGUUUAACAUCCUCUCCUCGCUCAGGGUGGAUUUCACAGACAGCGGUGCUGACUACUGUGACUUCAGCGUGCAGUCCAAAAACCACAUCAUAGAUGUGGACUCUGAGGGUCGAGUGACGAGGAUCAACUAUAACAACGCCACACGAGACUCAGUGCUGGAUAUGCCUGUGCAUCAGGUUCAGCCCUUUUACUCGUCUCUAAAGGCCUUUGUGGAGAUGCUCAGCAGGCCUGAAAACGUGUUCACGUACAGAAUGGAACCAGGCGACUUGGUGACUUUUGAUAACUGGCGUCUGUUGCAUGGCCGAAAGAGCUACCUGUCACGAGGUCAGAACUCAAGACAUCUUGAAGGAGCAUAUCUGGACUGGGAUGAGGUCAUGUCCCGUCUCAGGAUCCUCCGGAAAGCUGUCCGUGGAGAUAGCUAGACACUUCUCUUCAUCCUCUACACUACAGUGACAGUAAUGAUAGGAAGCAAAGCUGAUGUCUAAUCCGUACUCUGGUUUUAGGCUAGCGUUGCUUCGUGAUAACUUUAAAAACAUCUCUUCACUGUAGAAAGCUUCAGGGCCUAGGAAUAUUUUCAGUUUUGGCAAGUGGAUAUUUGUUCUUCUGUAGUUAAUAUAAUACUAUAAUUGCAGCCUUUUACUGAAGGGCUCUUGGAGUCUUCAUCCCUUUUUUUUUUGCACUUAGAAAGUGCAGUCAUUUUCUUUGUCUUGAUGUAUUACUUGUUCUUUGGUAUAAGGGACAGUUUACCAGAGGUAAUUCGGUUUUAGUCUUCAUAUGUUAAUGACGAUCAUAAGUGAUGCUGAAAUUUCGUUUAAAACUAAAUGUUUAGCAUAUGUAUGGACAACUGCCCAAAAUAUGGUACUAGUUUGAACUAAUACAGUGGGUUUAUUGCAAAGCACUUAUGUUUUCAUCAGUUAGUCCAUGUUGUAACAAAAGUGACAUCUCUGGCACAGUUUGAGAUCUACUUUGUGAUGUAUAUAAUUUUCCCUUUUAGCUUUUAUAUAUUUCACAUAUGGUGUCAACCAUUCUAAACGUUUUUAACCAACCUUUGUUUCUUACAGGGAUUAUUGUUUUAACGGUCAGUACUUUUCCCUCUCCUCCACACAAACAUUCUUGUAAGAUCAAUCACGAUUAACGGUAGUUGGUAGUUUCCCCUUUUAUUCUCUAAUGAAUCUUACGGUUUAUAUUUGCUUGUAUUGUAAAUGGAGGUUUGGACAAUGAUGAGACAUUGACUCUUAAAGAGAAAAAUGUUUUUGACGUACCAAAUUUUUUAUAAGCUGAUGUCCAAAACAAGGUGUCUCUGUUUUGAUAUGCUGUAUGGAGAUUGGAUAGUUCAUCAGUACUUGUAUACUGAUUGUAGACCAGUAGACCUCAAGGUCUUUGAUACUUGAAAGGCCUCAAAUAUGAAAUUUUUAAAGAAAGAAGAACUGGUCAGUUUGUACUAAUGCAGUGACAAUGCAAAUAUAGCUUAUGUGGCUACUGACUCUAAUUAGUCAAUUAGUUGCAAACCUGCUAUAGCCUCAUUUUAUGUAAAUACACAAUGUCGAUAUUUAAAAAGCUGAGGAUUUUGAGCACCUCCAGUAGGCUUUUUUUUUUGGUUGGGCCUCUACGUAACAAUGCAAUGUUUAAAAUUAUAUAUUUUUUGAAGUGAAGUGUUACAAUGAUUUAAGAGGACACUGACAGAGAUUCUUUUUUUUGUCCAAAAUGCCAGUAAAAUACAUUUAUAAUAUA
Molecule: messenger RNA, 2795 nt
Organism: Cyprinus carpio (common carp)
Lineage: Eukaryota; Metazoa; Chordata; Actinopteri; Cypriniformes; Cyprinidae
Gene: bbox1
Product: gamma-butyrobetaine hydroxylase 1
Biological process (GO): carnitine biosynthetic process
Cellular component (GO): mitochondrion
Molecular function (GO): iron ion binding; gamma-butyrobetaine dioxygenase activity
Source: RefSeq, a predicted model, not a curated record